Dunckerocampus dactyliophorus (ringed pipefish) is the source of this 1281-nucleotide messenger RNA. Its product is annotated as C-1-tetrahydrofolate synthase, cytoplasmic-like. The record is from RefSeq and is a predicted model, not a curated record. Gene Ontology annotation, molecular function: methylenetetrahydrofolate dehydrogenase (NADP+) activity; methenyltetrahydrofolate cyclohydrolase activity. The coding region runs from base 49 to 1005 and encodes 318 amino acids. NCBI's taxonomy places the organism in Eukaryota, Metazoa, Chordata, Actinopteri, Syngnathiformes, Syngnathidae. Gene Ontology annotation, cellular component: cytosol. Gene Ontology annotation, biological process: tetrahydrofolate interconversion. The transcript is spliced from 11 exons.
ACACACAAACACACGUACACACAGUCGUUUGCCGUGGUCUUCUCAGAAAUGUUGUCUCUCUUGCGCCAUGUAACACCCUCUUGUUAUGGAGGCAGACGCUCCAUAGCGACGCUCAUCUCUGGAAAUGCAACAUCCAAGCUGGUGAGGGAGAGGCUGAAGAAAGAAGUGGACAAGAUGAAGACAUCAGAGUUUAGACCAAGUCUGGUGGUGUUACAGGUGGGAAGCAGAGAAGACUCCAACUUGUACAUCAGCAGUAAAAUGAAAGCUGCAGCUGAGGUGGGCAUCGACGCCUCGCACGUGAGGCUGCCUAACACGUCCACACAGGAUGAGGUGCUGAGGACCAUCAUGUCCAUCAACGAGGACGCAUCAGUGCACGGCCUUAUCGUCCAACUUCCUCUGGACUCCGUGCACACCAUCGACAUGGAGCUCAUCACCAAUGCUGUCUCGCCGCUCAAAGAUGUGGAUGGGCUGAGUUGCAUCAAUGCAGGGAAGUUGUCUCGUGGAGAUUUGAAUAACUGCUUCAUCCCGUGCACACCCAACGGCUGCAUGGAACUCAUCAGACAGACAGGUGUGAGCGUGGCAGGAAAACACGCGGUCGUGGUCGGCCGCAGCAAGAUCGUGGGCGCGCCCAUGCACGACCUGCUGCUGUGGCAUCACGCCACUGUCACCACCUGCCAUUCAAAGACACCCAACCUACCUGAGCAGGUGGGUAGGGCUGACAUCCUGGUGGUGGGGGCGGGACGAGCAGAGAUGGUGCAUGGAGAUUGGCUGAAGGAGGGAGCCGUGGUCAUCGACUGUGGAAUCAAUCACGUGGCAGAUGAAACCAAGGCGAGCGGGAAGCGCGUUGUUGGUGACGUCCACUACGGCUCAGCCAGUCAGAGGGCAGGAUACAUCACGCCCGUUCCAGGAGGGGUGGGGCCAAUGACGGUGGCCAUGCUGAUGCAGAACACAGUCCUCAGUGCUCAGCACUUCCUCGCCAACUUGGACGACAAGGACUCACAGUGACGUCGUAAAAAUAAAGGGCCUUCAUAAACUGGAUGAUGAAGAUGAUGAAGGUUGUGACCAAUCAGAAGCCAGGCGAUAUGGUUUAAAUGAGUUUUCCAUACAUUUUCUAUCGUCUGCUUUUGUAAUGAUACGACCAGCCUUUGUCACCACGGCAGCGACUUUUACUGGUCACAUGAUCAAGAGUGAAGCUGCUGUCAAAAUAAAAGCAGAAAGACAAGCCAGCUUGUUUGAGCAAAGCUUUUACUUUAAAAACAAAGACCAACUUCACAUCAACGA